AUGUCACAACCACCCAAGUUUCAUACGCGAGCCGGAUCGAGGGCUUCGCUCGCUUCAGUCGGGCAGAUGCCCGUUAUCAACGAAGACAACAAUGCCAUCCCCAUGUCAACAUCACCGACAACACCGCCGCCAGCGAUGCUACGUGUACCGACCAAGAACCCUCGACGAAGCAUGGGACCUCCUGCUGAAGGAGCAACUAUACCGUUUGUGAUUGGGUUUCAGGGCAUGCCCCCAGGGGUUCUGACGCCAGUCGAGUGCAAGGAUGAAGGUGAUGAUGGGGAUGAAGACACUGUUGUUGGACAGAUGACGCCGACGCCGCCGGUGCGUCCAGGAAAUGGCCAGUGGGAUGCUGAGAAUUGGAAGCCGAAUAACACACAGAGGAGAUGCCACUUGGCCCUCAUCGUGGCUAUGAUCCUGGUGGUCCUCGUAGGGCUUGCUGUUGGGCUAUCCCUUGGUCUUACAAAGGCAUCGGUCAACUAUAGACGAGGCGGUAGUCAAAUUGCUUUCGCCUCAGACGUGCCAACCGGCGCAUUCACAAUCGACACGCUGCUUCAAGACUCAUCCACAGCAUGUACCUCCAAUCCAAGCACCUGGAGCUGCCUUUCCUCUCAGGGCGGCCACGUGGUGCGUUUUUACUGGAACAUUACGCAGUCUGGCUCGGGCUACCUGAUUUCUUCCUCCAACGACCCCAUCGUUUCGUCCUUUUCGAAUACCCCGUUACUUCUUCUCGACGGCGGCGGCGAAGACGAGAGAUUGUCGUUUUCUUUCUUGCUAGACGUUGCUUUUGAGCCGCCCCUUACGGCGACUAAUCGUGCUGCAAAGUGCACUUACACUGACACCACCUUUGAGGCGACGCUCUGGACGAAGCGCGGAACACAGCAGCCUUAUGGCUCGGUCCAGAAGCGAACGGGGUAUGGGAACUGGACGGGGCUGGUGGAGAUUGCACAGAAGAAGAAUGCUACGCUGGGAGUGCCGCAGUGUGUGGAUUCGCAGGGAACUGUGAUUGCGGAUGUACAGGCUGAGAUGGGGACUUGUGAGUGUGCGUACAGGACAAAGGGGUGGCAAUAA
Trichoderma aggressivum f. europaeum is the source of this 1068-nucleotide messenger RNA. RefSeq lists its product as uncharacterized. Bases 1 to 1068 code for a protein of 355 amino acids. Lineage: Eukaryota; Fungi; Ascomycota; Sordariomycetes; Hypocreales; Hypocreaceae. The record is from RefSeq and is a predicted model, not a curated record. The transcript has 2 exons.